GCGGAGUUAAGUAGGGUGUAAUAGUUGCUCCUAAUUUUCAAAUCAGAACAGGCCGGAAUUUUCCAAGAAACAAUAUUGCCUGACGACUGAAUAAAUUUAAGAAAAUUUUGAAAAUGACUUCUAAAUAUUUAUUUUGCACAUUGCUAUUAUUACAGGAGCAUCUAUUUGCGAGUGCUGGUUACUAUCAGGAUCCUCAAAUGGGUCGUUUACACCGAUCUGGGCAUUUCCAGAAGCGAAUGGUACCGAAGCAAUUCAGCGACCUCUCGGCACUUGAAUCAUCAUCUUCCGAAGUAGGGGGAGGCUGUCAAAACAGAAUGUCUUCGGGGUCCAUUAAGCAAAAAGCAUCGAGCAUUGCACAAAAGGCGGCCCAGGAAGCUAAAGCUGCAUCAGAUGCCCAAACAGUUGCGGGCCAACAGGCAGCUCAUCAAGUCAAAGCACAACUUGCUGAAAAGGCUCUGCAAGCAGCUAAGGCCGCUGAAGCCGCAUUAGCUGGCAAACAAGCAAUCGUCGAACAAUUGGAACAGGAAGUUCGGGAAGCUGAAGCGGUAGUCCAAGAGGAAAGUGCGUCGUUGCAACAGGCCCAAGCGAAUGUGAAUGCAGCAAUGCAGGCAGCUCAGCAAGCGACCGCUCAACUUAAAACGCUCACGGGAGCAGUACAAACUGCUCAGGCGAACGUGGGAAAUUCCGAACAGGCAGCACAAGGGGCCCAACAGGAGCUUUCCGAGAAGACGCAGUUGCUGGAGGCAGCUAAAAAUCGGGUAGAGCAACUUUUGAGACAACUCAGUUCAGCUCGAUCUGAUUACGCUAAUACCAAACAGGCGGCUUAUAAGGCAUCGGCAGCAGCGCAUGAGGCUAAGGUCAAUGCUGCAAGAAACAAAAGGAUGUUGAUGCGGAGGAGACGAUUCAAAAGUAAUCAAGGCUGAAAUGUUAUUCUAUUUUACAGAAGUUUUAUUUCAAAUAAAAAAAUCCUUAUUUAGUGA
Hermetia illucens (black soldier fly) is the source of this 980-nucleotide messenger RNA. RefSeq lists its product as uncharacterized. Lineage: Eukaryota; Metazoa; Arthropoda; Insecta; Diptera; Stratiomyidae. The transcript is spliced from 3 exons. The record is from RefSeq and is a predicted model, not a curated record. The coding region runs from base 114 to 923 and encodes 269 amino acids.